Molecule: messenger RNA, 3145 nt
Organism: Oreochromis niloticus (Nile tilapia)
Lineage: Eukaryota; Metazoa; Chordata; Actinopteri; Cichliformes; Cichlidae
Gene: pidd1
Product: p53-induced death domain protein 1
Exons: 14
Coding region: 501-2909 (802 amino acids)
Biological process (GO): DNA damage response; apoptotic process
Cellular component (GO): cytoplasm
Molecular function (GO): protein binding
Source: RefSeq, a predicted model, not a curated record
AAUUAAAUGGAAAAUGUCGAUUUGACUCCUCCUAUCUUCCGUGGCCAGAUCUUGUGAACAAAAACAAACGAAAAACAGUGACGCAAAGCCCUCUUUUUAAAAAACAAUCUGGUUUCCGGAAGUAGCGAUAAAGAGUUAAGAAACGAGACUCCUUUGUUACGCGUUAGUAAUCUAGUAACGUUGCAUUAAGUCGUAAACAGCUCUGGUAAAUUAAAGCAAAUACCAAGAGCUCCACCGUAGUGAGCGGAUAUUUUUUUUAAUUAGCAUUUUUGUUCUUAAUUAUAACUAUGGCUAUAACUAAUAACGUUUAGCUUCGUAAUGGUUAGAUUAAACUAAUUCAGAACUUGUGUCACGCAUAAACUGUUCGUCCCUUCUCAUGGCAGCCUCUUAGCUCUGUCUGGGUGUAAUGACAUGACCUGUACAUAACAAAUGUUAUGCGGGGAGAAAGUCUCAGGAAAGUACUGGGCGAGUGGCAAGUCAGCUAACAGACUGUGUGUUCAAUGGACAGAGGCAGCGAAGACGACGAUGAACAUCGUGGUUGCCAUGCAGCCAGCACGGAAGACGGAGAGGUGGAGGUUACACCUGCAUGCAGCCUUUCAGGUGGAGUUUCAGAAAUUUUGGCCCACGGAAUCUGGGGACUUUUGAAUCAGGAAGAAGAGAGGAUGACUGGUCCCACUAUGUUUGGAGAGCAGGGAGAUGUUGUUGAUCCCCCGUCUGUGUCUCCCAUCAGCCUCAUGGAUACCUGUGCUCCCUCCAUAUCCACCCUUCCCUCCUGCUCAUACUCCUCUAGCCGUCACACCGACUUUUCCUCAUCAUCUUCAUCUUCUUCUCCCUUGUCCUUGUCUCCACCCUUGCCUCCUUCCGUGGAGCUUUCAGCAGUGUUGACUGAUACAAGAUUGACCCUGGAUGUGUACCGGGGAGGUGCAGCUGCAUUGCCCCUCCUGUGGGAGUCCAUCCCAGGGCAGCUGAAGGGCCUUCAGUACCUGAGGUUGGGCUCUGAGGAUAAAGCAGGGCUGGAUGGUGCACUGGAUGUCCUGUCCCAUCUGACAGGGCUACGAUCACUGGCUAUUCGGGGACACUGUUUACAUGACUCAAGAGGUGACCCUCUGCCUGGCCUCCUCACCACGUUGCCAGCAUCUGUUUCCUCACUUUCCCACCUGGUGCACCUGGAUCUCUCCUUCAACCAGCUCUCCUGUUUGCCAUCCUGUCUGCUUAGCCUUCCCAUGUUGUCCUCGUUGCUCCUCUGUCACAACCACCUCUUGGCUUUGCCCCCUGAUAUAGGCCAGCUGUCCUCCCUCACCUACCUCUCCCUCCUGGGGAAUGAGCUGGUGUCUCUCCCCCCAGGUCUGGGUCAGCUGAAAGCACUACAGACUCUGGAUGUGUCAAAUAACCUCCUCCAGGAGCUACCUGAUGAAAUUGGUUCACUGGAGGAGCUUGUUAAGUUGGAAUUGUCCCAGAACAAGCUAAAGCAGCUACCAGAGAGCAUGGGCUCUCUCUUUUCACUCAGGGAACUUGUCAUCUACAGCAAUGACCUCCGUCUGAUCCCACUCUGUCUGAACAAACUGCCUCUGCUUAAAAUAGACGUCCGUGACAAUCCCCUGGGACGACCUCCAACGCCUCCUCCUCUCUCUCCUACACCUGAUGAAGCAGAAACAAAACUCCCAGAACUGCACAUUGGGUUUAAUCAGCACAGUUUCUGCAUUUCGUCUGCCGGGUGUCAUGUGUUCCUCCCAGGGGGGGCUGAGCUGGUGUUCCCCCCAGGAUGCAUAGUGACAACCACAAAACUGGCCUGGGCCGAGAAGAGGCCACAGCGAAAGUGGGUACAGCUGGAGGAGCAUGAGAUCCUUCUUAGUCGUCCACUGGAACUUCGUCCUCAUGGAGUCACAUUUUUAAAGCCUGUGGAGGUAUGUGUGCCAUAUCACCGGACAAAAAGAAAGGAGGUGGUGGUGCGGACGUUUGAUGGACAGUCAUGGAGCACUUUGCCCACUGAGCUAAGGAGAGGAAGUGAGAGCCAUAGCAGUCGCCCUGGGGGACGUCCAGCCAGGCUGGCGUGCUGCUCAGUGAACCACUUUUCCUGGUUUAUGGCAGUGUCUCGCCCAGUAAAGGACAGCUGCUCUGUCACACCAGCCGGAUGCUUACUGGUGUCGAGCGCUGAUCCUGGAGUAAAGCUUCACUUUCCUCCGGAUUCCACAGUGGACACUCGCACCAUCACUUUACAGGUGUUGCAGGUGUCUAUGUCAGACGUCCAGGUGCUGUGCGGUGAUCCUCAGGCUAGAGUCAGCCCCCUACUUUGUCUCUCCCAGACUUCCAGCAUGCAUUUCCUACAGCCAAUCAAAGUUCAGAUUCCCCUGCCAUCUGGCGUCACAGGCCAUACAGUUGAUAUGUCCUGUUUGCAUCUGCUCCAUGGAGAUCCCACUGCCCAAACCUGGACUGACAUCACAGCACAAGUCUCUCUCUAUGUUACCCAUUUGUAUGCCAUUUUCUACAUUACGCAUUUCUCCUGGUACUGGCUCUGGUAUACUACACAGCGCUGCGUCAGUGGGGUGGUCAGGAAGAUCUACCAGAGGCUAAAACAGUUCAAAGUCCAAUUCCUGGUCCUCCAGAGGAAGACUGAUCCUUCACAGGUUCUGCUGCAGUGCUUACCUUCUAACAAGGUAGAGAGCAGAAUGCAGUCUUUGUCAGAGCAAUAUGAUGGACCCCAGCCUUCAGACCUGUGUGACCUGCUGGAAGGAGAGCAGUUCUUUGCUGGCUUUGAGAGGGGCCUAGAAAUCAGCACAGACAGACCAGACUGUGUGGGGGGGAAGACUCUGUUUCGAGUUUUACUCCAGCCUGAAGAAUCUGAAGGAAGUGUAUAUCUGUUCAGCACAGGGUCAGAAGGGACCAGUGAGGGGGCAGGUGUCCUUUUAUAGAGGGGAGAUUCCCAGCAACCUGCCAGAGGAAGUGGCCAGAAAGAGGAAAGGACCCGACAGCCAGUGGCUUACAACUUUACCUCUAAGACUUCCUGCUCUAAACUCAGAGAACAGUUUCAUCAUGGAGGAGGCCGAGUAUCCUCCUCUGAACCUGGGUGACCCUGAGAGUGGCUACCUGACAGAAGCCAACCUGCUGUCCAUCUCUCUUCAGAUAGCACAAGACUGGCGUGUUAUUG